This is a messenger RNA of Haliotis rubra (blacklip abalone), 1488 nucleotides long. RefSeq names its product apolipoprotein L4-like. Bases 213 to 1391 code for a protein of 392 amino acids. Gene Ontology annotation, molecular function: lipid binding. Gene Ontology annotation, cellular component: membrane; extracellular region. The record is from RefSeq and is a predicted model, not a curated record. Gene Ontology annotation, biological process: lipoprotein metabolic process; lipid transport. Lineage: Eukaryota; Metazoa; Mollusca; Gastropoda; Lepetellida; Haliotidae. The transcript has 6 exons.
CCGCAGCGUGACACAUGACCUAUAUAUAGCUAACCCGGAAGUAGUCGACUGCUAGCUGAUAUUAGCUAGAAAAGAAGCCAGGCGAUGCAUAGAAAACAUCAUGCUUCCGGGUGUAAAACAUUUCAGAAAAACAUGUGACGGAAUAAGGGCAACUUGUGGACACACAGACGAUCAAAUGGCAUCUGGCGAAUAAGAAGAACGAACCUCACACUAUGUCAUAUUCUAAAGAGGAAAAGGAUAAACUACUGUCAGACAGUUUAAACGGUCUUCUUGACAAGGAAGAAAAGGAAAAGUCUGAGGUAGUGAGGACGCUGAACGCCCUUGCUGAUGAUCUGGACAAGCAUACUCGGAACACCAAGAUUGCAGAUCUGACGUUUGCGUCAACAGGAAUAGUUGCAAGUGGACUUACCAUAGCAGGGGUGGCUACUGCCCCCUUCACAUUCGGAACCUCCCUGGGACUGACAAUAGGUGGUCUGGCCUUGGGCGUGUCCAGCGGGGUCGGAACCAUUGGUAACACCAUCGUUGGUAAGCUGAUUAAAAGCAAGACUUUCACACAAGCCCAGGAAGCAAAGGACAAGUACUUUGAAACAUCAAAACAACUUAUUAAGUUUGCCAAUGUGCUCAAUGAAAGUGGAAAUAAUGAACUCUUGUUUGUAGACUUGAGAAGCGAGACAUUUGGCCUCUCUCAGUCUACGACGUAUGAAAACGCAGCUUUAGGUUUACGGACAACAGUUGGCCCAGUGGGUCAAGGAUUGAGAGUUGCUGCAGUUGCCUCUGCUAUAGCGACAAGAGAGGCGAUUGAGGCCACAAGUAGGACACUUGCAGGGGUUCUGAAGACUGGCCUGAUGGCUGCGAAGGUUGCUGGUGCAGUGAUAUCAACCUUGAGUGUUCCCCUGGACAUUUACACCAUCAUUGUCAACAGUAAAGAUAUCCACCACAAGACCCCAGCUGAAGGCGCCCAAGAGAUUCGAAUGGCAAUGCAUAAUAUUGAGCAGUUGCGAGUUAUCAGAGGUGAUCCUAGAAGACUACAGAUUAGUUCUGACAGAAAGAACAUAGAAUACUCCAACGAUGCUUUACAGUCAAUGCUGACAGGGAACAAGGAUUUGAAGCAACUGUUAUUCUGCACAAACUGCUUAAACAGAGAGGCCGAUAUCAUCUGUCUACCGUGUGGUCACGUGACCUGCUGUUCUCGCUGUAUCCGACACUUCAGCCACUGUGGCACGUGCAUGGAACGUGUUGAUGACGUGUCCGGCAGUGUGUCAGACAGCAUCAUGGAGUCACUCCGUCUGAUGUUUGAGAAACGGAUCACAACACCGUGUCAAGAACUAGACACGGAGUGGGUGAUGCUGGACGAAGUUGACUGUCCCCAAGAAGCCGUCGCUACAGAAUGAAGAGACAAAAUGUCCAUCAGAUCUUAUAGCUCAGCUUACUGGACCCUGACCCUUCCACUGGGACCGCCAUCCAGCCACCCAGUCUAUAGCUCAUCUU